CAGAAGAUAGCCUAGACAACCUAGACAACGUAGACAGCCCAGACCAGGCAAGAACGUUCUCUGCAUCAGUGAAGACAUGCGGCAAUAAUCUCCCUCGUCGCUGCCCAACGUCGGGAGUAUUCGUACAAAACCCAUCCCAACCAGCCUGGUCUCAGACGCAUUCGGCCUUUCUUCGUCCGUUCGUCCUGACCGUCGUCUUCACGAGCGAUAUAAUAAGCCCGGCCCGAGUCCCACUGCCUGCUUAUUGCGGACAGAGAUAGAGAUACCAUACUCCAAGUGUAUACUCGAGUAAUGAGUGAGGUCGCUAUGCUCUAGAAGCGAUGCUGACCAAAGGGCGGGCCUAUCUCUCCCUGUCACCGCACCCGCAAUUUAAUGUUUACGCGCCCAAACAGCCGGACGAACCCGCAUACUAUGCCCACAACAGCUGGAAUAGACGCGACCAUAAGAUUGCGAGUCCUUAUUUCGGCAUGCUCGCUCUGAUUCGUGCGGCUACUCGACUUCCGAUUCACUGAUCGUUUCUUAAUGAGGUCCAGUCCCAGUCCAAGUCCCUGUCACACAUCGAGGUCGUCUCUCAGCCAAUCAAGUCGCUGGCGGCUGCAACCACCCAGACAGCCGCUGACAGGAAUAGACGGCGUAGGCGGCCGCUGUUUCAACCUUCUGAGCUUCGAGCUCGAGGUAUUGGCUCUGCCGGCGUGACGCCGCGUUCGAGGUCGCCGACGACAUGGCCGUUGCGCGUCACUCUCCCGUUUCAUGCAUCGAGUCGAGACGUCGCGGUCUCGACUCGUCUUCGAAGCUACAGCUGUGGUGGACCAAACUUGGCCGGCGAUUGACGGCCUCUGAUUCUCCACAUGCUGCUGUCGGCUCCUACAAGUAGGGAGCCUCUUCCCCCCGGCAUGCAUGAGUCCUAAGUUCUUGUUUCCAUCAGUCUUUUCGUUGCGUCUAGUCACGCGGUUUUCAUUCUUUUCCUUCUCCGUCCAGUCUCUCUUUUCAUAGAGUCAGCGCCAACAGUCAUUCUUAUUUGUUUUUACUCAUUUUGAACACCAGUACUUUUGUCUUUUAAACUUUCAUUUUCGACACCUAUCUCUGUACAACCAUGCACUUCUUCAGUGUUGUCUCUGUAUGUCUACUAUGUUCGUCCCUCGCCGCGGCUGGCCCGCUCCCUCGGGACAGCUUUCGCAAGCUCCAACUCCGACAAGUUGCUCCAUUUAAGAAUACAACAAGUAUUGCAGAUUCUGCAGCGGCUACAAUCGACGUGGUUCCCGUCGCUCUCACACAGACGCCUGUCGACACCACAACCGCAACCACCAGCUCUAGCACUGAACUUUCUACCGCGUCGACAGCAACCGCACUGUCCACAUCAGGAUUUGCUAGCACGACUUUGAUCUCUUCGUCCACUACAGCCACCACCGCCCAAGAUGCUCCAAUUAUCACCUCCAAUUCCCUAACAGCAACGGCUGCUGGAGAUGGCGCAAACGCAGCCCAAACAGCGGUAGGCGCUUCUCAAACCGCCAUUAUUUCGAACCUCAGUGGAUUCAUACCCGGCGGAUCCAUUGUCGCAGGAACCGGAAAUUUCUCCAGGACCACGCUCGUUUCAGCCAAUUCUAACACAGACGCAUCCGCCGACUCCAAGCCGACAACUGGGACACAGGUGUUCCCCUUUGAGGAGUCUCUAACGAAUACGCCAGGAGCAAUAUCAACUACCGCAGAGGCACCAUUCACCUUUUCAUCUGACCCAGUGACACCCACCACCCUAUCAACACAAACCACAAACGCACCUGUCGCCAUAACCGUCACAGGCGCGGGAGUCGUAGUGCCUGUGACCCCCAGCUUCUUCACUAGUGCAUCCCCCCUCCCAACCACCACGGAGGCCCCCACCGCCACCGACGCCGCCAGCAUGAGCGCCGAAAACCUCCGCCUAGCCCAUGAAUUCAACGACAUGUACGCCACGCUGACGCCCGAAUCCAUCUGUGCCCCAAACAAAUUGGCCUGCAUCGAUGGCAAGUUCGCCACCUGCGUAGACGGCCGCUACACCCUCAAGGGAUGCAGUUCGGAUUCAAAGCUCUGUUACGCCAUGCCGCUUACAGAAUCCCCGGGCGUGGUCGUGAAGUGUACGGAUAUUGAGACUGCGGAGAGUAUUUUGGGAUUGCCGAAUAGUCUGAGUGUGACGAUUGGCUCGGUGCCUGUUGUGGUGCCGAGCACGACGGCGGAGGUGGUGCAGGCUACUUCUAUAGCGGAUGCGGUGCCAACAACGACGGCUGCUGAGGCACUGGUGACGGCUGCGGCUGCGCAGCCUUCGGAUUCUAAUGAGGGUCAGGCUGACGAGGUGACGACGGUUUUGCACAGGACUAUCGUCUCAACUAUCACCAUUGCCGUGUCUGAUUUCGCGCCAUCUACAGUUGCUCCGGCUGCUGAUACUCCGACGGCAGUAGCCAUUGCGGAUGGGAGUGGGAGUAUUAUCUCUGUUGUGCCCGUUGCUGCUGCUGCCGCGGGUGGCAGCGGGGGUAAAGAGGAGGGGCCGGUGACGGUGACGGUUACGCGGUCUGUUACGGUCACGGAGCAGUUUACUAUUACGAGAGCCGGUGUGGCGGCCACGGUGACAGUGGGGUGAUAUAUUUGAUAUAUAGACUGAAAAUAUGUUGAGGCGUUUUGGGAAAUGAAAGAGGAGGAAAUAAUUACUUAAUGGAAGUUGUGUGUAAUCUAGGGUUAUCAUAUUUAGGCCUGCAAUAUAUAUAUUGAUAUAUC
This is a messenger RNA of Pseudogymnoascus verrucosus, 2742 nucleotides long. RefSeq lists its product as uncharacterized. The transcript has 2 exons. Bases 1094 to 2608 code for a protein of 504 amino acids. The record is from RefSeq and is a predicted model, not a curated record. NCBI's taxonomy places the organism in Eukaryota, Fungi, Ascomycota, Leotiomycetes, Thelebolales, Thelebolaceae.